AUGAGCUACAGUCCGCUGCUCGGCUCCGAUCGGCGAGCGGGCGAGCCAAGCUCCGGCCUUCCAUCGUCCACCUCGAUCCGCGACACGCUUUCCGGCGCCAUCCACUCGACGAAGGCCUACCUGCAGCCCUUCGCACCCGGAUCUCCCUAUCUAGGCUCCAAUGGUACCAACGGUCACAUCGAGCCGGGCCGUCUACUCUCCGACGUUGCGCCUCAACUCAUGACAACUCGAAUGAUGGCUGCCGUCACCAACUCCAACACCGCUCUCGGCCUAACGCCUGAUGGUCAGCGCCGCGCACGGCUGCUGCUCACGCCCGGAUUCUCCCUCAGCAGCCCGGCUCGAUCGCUCGUUCGCAUGGGUGGCUCCUUCAUCCAGUCCGGCAUCGGUCGUGGGCCAAUGAACGGCAUCACAUCGCACGAGCUCUUCGUGUUGGAAGAGAGCGAUCGCAUCCUUGCAACAGCUGCGCAAGACCUCGAUCUCGGCGGUCAAAGCGAUCACCAGUCUGGUUCGAGAGCCACCAUCGAGGCUGCCAAGUCCAAAGCAGAGCCAUCCGUCUCGCUCCUUCGAGGCUUCCAAGCCACACUGCCCAGCUCCACCGAGGGGCGUCAACGUCGCAGGCGCGUUCGUGCCAUUGCCAGUGGAUUCGAAGAUGGUCCCGAGGGUCCGACCAAGCUCGGCCUCAAGGCGAUGGGUGACAAAGCCCGCGGUCUCAUGGUGGAAGGCGUUGACGCCGAGCCUGUCUCUGCUUUCCAAGCCCGCGAGCAGCGUCACGCACGCAGGAAUCAGGCGAGUCGCAUCCUGUCCAGAGGCAAAGAUGGCACACGCUCGUCUGUGAUCGAACUCGAAGAGCUCGAGAGACAGCUGCGAGAGAUUGAGCGCGAGCAGGACGAUGUUGGGGUCAGACGCUCGCUCAUCGAUUCCGAGAUGGCCGCCGUCGAUGCAAAGAUCAAGGUGCUGGAAAAGAUCAAGGCCGGUCUGCACAAGAAGCUGCUUGGUCUUCGCGAAGAGGAGCUGGAGCUCAACGACGAGCACGAGGGCGUGGGAGAGCUGCUAGCGGUGCAGAAGCAUCUGCGCGCCAUGCCCGGUGGACCCGCCGCAGCUGCCAAUGCAGGCGCCUCGGGCGCAACCACGAGCCAAGGCAGCAGUCGUCGGCGCAAAGGGCCUCUGUUCAUGCCUCAGGAGCACGAUGAGCUGCCGUCUGGCGUUGCUUUCAUGACGCUGGCGGAUCACUCGGCUCCCAUCACGUCGCUUGACUUUACCGAGCCGUACGGUACGUUGGUCUCGGCAUCGCUGGAUGAGACGGUGCGAGUCUGGGAUUUGGCAUCUGGUGACGAGGUGGGUAGGCUGCGCGGUCACACCGGAACGGUCAAGUGCUUGCAAGUGGAAGAUGAAGUUUGCAUCACGGGUGGCUCGGACAACGCCAUCCGCAUCUGGGAUCUCACCAAGGUGGAGAACUUCGAAGCACGACUCACCAUGACAGCAUCGGGGGAGCUCCCGGCAAGGAGAAGAUCGCCCGACUUGAGUCGCAGUCCCCAGUUGGAGGGAGACGAAAGCAUGAGCAGCAUCAAGAUUCGCGAUGGAGACGAAACCGCGGGAGACGAGGAGGAGGAGGUGCGGGACGAAUUCGACCCAUGCGUCAAGAGCCUCGAAGGGCACAGCAAGUCGGUGACUGCUCUGUACUUUGACGACAAUUGCCUGGUCACCGGUGCUUCGGACAAGACGCUGCGGCAGUGGGACCUCAACACGGGUCAGUGUGUGCUGACCAUGGACAUUCUAUGGGCUAUCUCAAACCCAACGUCGUCGCAGGCCAUCUCACAGUCCGAGUUUGGUUUCCCCGAGUCUCCUUCGCGCAAAGCCUCAUCGUCCGCCAUCUUGGGCCCCACACGGCCGGACCUGACGUCGCGCGACUCAUUUUCGGUGCUCAACAACCUCUCGGGCGCAUUCGCGUAUCCGACGCCACCGUACGCUGACGGCAGCUGGGAGAUGUACCAGGACUUCGUGGGAGGUGUGCAAUUCUGGGGGUAUGCAUUGGCGAGCGGUUCAGGAGACGGCGGAGUGCGCAUGUGGGACAUGCGAACGGGACAGGCGCAUCGGACGCUGCUGGGCCACACGGCACCUGUGACGUGUCUACAAUUUGACGAACACAACGUCAUCUCAGGCAGUCUGGACAAGUCGAUCCGUAUCUGGGAUCUGCGCAUGGGCAGCAUCUCGGACACGAUCCGAUACGAUCACCCCGUUACGGCGUUGCAGUUUGACUCGCGCAAGAUCUUGGCGGCUACCGGCGAGAAUGGGGCCAAGAUUUUCAACCGUACCACGCUGCAGCAUGGUUCGUUGACUCUGAACGGUCACACCUCGCCCGUCGAGAGGUUGCGGUAUAUGGACCGAUACGCCGUCUCGGGUGGAAAGGACAGCGUUGUCAAGAUUUGGGCGCUGUGA
Molecule: messenger RNA, 2436 nt
Organism: Sporisorium graminicola
Lineage: Eukaryota; Fungi; Basidiomycota; Ustilaginomycetes; Ustilaginales; Ustilaginaceae
Exons: 1
Coding region: 1-2436 (811 amino acids)
Molecular function (GO): protein binding
Source: RefSeq, a predicted model, not a curated record